UACUAAUAAAACAUAACCUCCUUUUAAACUGCGGUGUUUUUGUGUAAUCAAUUAAUUUAUAAAUUCAAUUUUAAUUGUUAAAUAAUAAUUAAUAAUAAAAUCAGUAACAAUGGCAGACCCUGAACUUGAAAUGAUCCGGCAACAACGAAUGGCUCAAUUACGCUCACAAUAUCAGGGUGGUGAUGAAUCAAAUCAAAAAGCUGCUGAAGAACAGAGACAAAAAAUACAAGAAAUGAAACACUCGAUAUUAACUCAAGUAUUGGAUCAAUCAGCUAGAGCACGACUAAAUACUUUGUCAUUGGGCAAACCGGAGAAAGCGAAAAUGGUUGAAGAAAUGCUUGUCAGUAUGGCACAGAGAGGACAAUUACCUGGUAAACUAGGGGAAAAAGAACUUAUUAGUUUAUUAGAGAGUGUUAAUCAGCAAACACAAAAAACAACUACUGUUAAGUUUGACAGAAGACGAGCUGCUUUAGAUUCUGAUGAUGACUUGUAGCAUUAAUUAAUUAAAUACCUAAUUUUUUUUUCAUUAAAUUUAUUUCAUAACUCACUUUAUGUUAAUAAAAUUCAUAAAACUUA
This is a messenger RNA of Microplitis demolitor, 576 nucleotides long. RefSeq names its product programmed cell death protein 5 (gene PDCD-5). The record is from RefSeq and is a predicted model, not a curated record. The coding region runs from base 110 to 493 and encodes 127 amino acids. Gene Ontology annotation, molecular function: DNA binding. The transcript is spliced from 4 exons. Lineage: Eukaryota; Metazoa; Arthropoda; Insecta; Hymenoptera; Braconidae. Gene Ontology annotation, cellular component: nucleus; cytosol.